Molecule: messenger RNA, 999 nt
Organism: Gavia stellata (red-throated loon)
Lineage: Eukaryota; Metazoa; Chordata; Aves; Gaviiformes; Gaviidae
Product: procathepsin L-like
Exons: 7
Coding region: 1-999 (332 amino acids)
Biological process (GO): immune response
Cellular component (GO): lysosome
Molecular function (GO): cysteine-type endopeptidase activity
Source: RefSeq, a predicted model, not a curated record
AUGGCCGUGCCGCUGGGGCUGCUGCUGGUCCUGCUGGGCUGCACCGUGGCGCCGGAUCCUGCCCUGGAGGAGGCCUGGGAAGGGUGGAAGAGCCUCCACGCCAAGGAAUACCAUCGGGAGGCCGAGGCUGCCCGCAGGGACGUCUGGGAGAAGAACCUGCGGCGCAUCCAGCAGCACAACCGGGAGGAGUCGCAGGGGCAGCAUGCCUUCCGCCUGGCCAUGAACCACUACGGGGACCUGACGGAUGAGGAGUUUAACUGGCUCCUGAACGGCUUCACCCUGGCACAGCGCGAGGAACCGGCGCCACUCUUCCAGGUGUCAAUGGCCCUGAAGACCCCGGCAGAGGUGGACUGGCGGGCGAAGGGCUACGUGACGCCUGUGAAGAACCAGGGGCACUGCGGGUCGUGCUGGGCGUUCAGUGCCACGGGGGCCUUGGAGGGGCUCAUCUUCAACCGGACGGGGAAGCUGACGGUGCUGAGCGAGCAGAACCUCAUUGACUGCUCCCGAAAGCUGGGCAACAACGGCUGCCACGGCGGCUACAUGACCCACGCCUUCCAGUACGUGCACGACAACGGUGGCUUGAACUCGGAGCAUGUCUACCCCUACACGGCCACGGACAACUCCAGCUGCCAAUACAACCCCCAGGACAGGGCAGCCAACUGCUCUGCCAUCUGGCUGGUGGCCCCGGGCAGUGAAGCGGCGCUGGAGCAGGCAGUGGCAGCCGUGGGCCCUGUGUCUGUGGCAGUGGAUGCCAGCAGCUUCCACUUUCACUUCUACAAGUCGGGCGUCUUCAGCAGCAUAUUCUGCAGCCAGCGGGUGAACCACGGGAUGCUGGCCGUGGGCUACGGCACGAGCCAGGAGCACGGGCGCAACGUGAGCUACUGGAUCUUAAAGAACAGCUGGUCGGAGGUGUGGGGCGAGCAGGGCUACAUCCGCCUGCUGAAGGGUGCCGACAACCAGUGCGGGGUGGCCAACCAGGCCAGCUUCCCCGUGCUGUGA